AUGUCGGUUAUCCAGAACGAAGAGCUGGUUGCAUACCAGCUGCGCUGCGGCUACCUUACAGAAAUCGCCGACGGGGUGGGUGAGCGACUGAUUACCCUCAAUGAGGGGUUCAUGAACUCAUCGGCUUUCAAGGCGGUCGCCUGGCAGGCGAAUCCUGACCUUGUCAAACGAUGCUACUCUCCCCCAAUACCAACCGCGAUUGCUUCCGAAUACUUCCAAGCACCGAGGCAGGCCGGAGUAACCCUUGAAGAUGAACCGGAUGAAGCUGGAAUGUUGACUGGUGGAGGUACCGAUACUAUCGGCCCAGGCCUGGCUAUAAGGAGAAGAAGACGUCGCGAAACGCUCGAAGACGAUGAUAGUAGUGAUCUCACCGACGAGAGCGACGAUGACGACGCAGGCCAGCGAGCGGCGCAGCAGAUCAAGUUCGCCAAGAUGCCCGUCCGCGCAAGGGCCGGAUCCAGCCCCAUUCAGUCGUCGCAGAUCAAGCAGUCGCCAGCCAUGUCGCCCCGCGCGGCCCACAGCGCUCGCCGGGGCUCUCAGUCUGCUCUCGAAAUGGUUAAAGAGAGGGCCCGGAGAGACACGGUCACGAGCAGCGAGGUAUCCUCCGAGAACGAGUUCGACGCCUCUGGUUUCCAUAAGCAGAGAGAGGCUGCGAGAGCCGCCGCCAAGUCUGUGAAGCUCCAGGCUAAGAUCAUGGAGGAGCCCGGCCUUGGUAUAAAGCGGGCUGGCACUGACUUGCUGCCGGAGGAGGAGGAGGACGAUUCCGAUGGGUCGGACAUGUCCGGUGCCUAUAUUGAGAGCAUCGACUCGGCCUCGAUCCUGGACGCCGUCGGGAACCCAGAACCAAUCCCUCACAAGCAAGUUGUCGGAACGCCGCCUCGCGAGUUUACGAGGACGUCUACUAUCCGCAAGUCACAGGCACCGCCCCGCAUCUUGCAGGCAUUGCCGCCGCCUCGUCCGAUGAGCACCAUCCGGCCCAUGAGCAUGAUCCAGCCCAAGAGUCUGCUGUCUGCAGCGCUCAGAGCAAGAAAGACCAAGCCCAAGGUGCCGUUUGAGAGCUUUGCAGCCCUCUCCGGCCAGGGCGAGAACAACCCCAUCGCCGUUCGGAUCUAUCCCGCCUUCUCUGAUAACCCCGCGAAACCGUUUGAAGUCCCUAUCCGGCGCAUGGUGCAUCACGGCGAAGGCGGCGAUCGGCCUGUGACAGUGGCGGACCUCAUCGGCCUCGCACUCUGGAGAUACAACGAGGAGAAACGGCAGCCGCCCAUCCCCGCCGAUAAAGCCAACAUCAACUGGUUUACCCUCAGAAUGGUCGAGGAGGACGGCGAAGUCGACGAUGACUUUCCGCCGUUUGAGCGGAACAAGGCGUUGACAUCCUUCACCACGGCAAACAACCGAGCUGCCGGGAGGAUGCGUGCCAACUCCAAGACGUUCGACAACUUUGGCCUGGUACAGGCAACUCAGUCCGAGUUCAACGAGAACCAGAGCAUCACACCGCAGGAAGAGGAAGAGGCGGCCGAAGAUGCCGACGAGGACUUGACGCCGCGCAACACGCCGCAGCCGAACCUGAACUCGUUCCUUCCCGUCGCCACAGAGCCUCGCCCCAACCCCGUCACGAAUACUACCUAUAGUCAACAGCAUAGUAUGUUCGCCGACGCACCUCAGGCGCCGGCGGCGGCGCCCAACACGAGCCGGGGUCAACAAAAGCUAUUGCGGGUGCAUCUUCACUCGACCGACGUGGCUCCGGGGCAGCUGGUCACGCUCGACACAACGACGGAAACGUACAUGGCCGAGGUCCUUGACAUGGUGUGUCGUAAGAGACAGUUGGACAAGGCCAAUCACGUUCUCAAGAUGCCCGGCGGGGGCCCUGUGAUCCUGCUCGACACCAAGGUCGCUGCAAUCGGCAGCUUGGCAGAUCUGGAGUUGCACCGGCGCCGCUUCGCCACGGACGGCCCACUUGCCAUGACCGGGUCGCCGAGCAGUGCCUCGCCGAAGCUUCUUCCCUUUGUAGACGGCCCGCCGGGCCGCAAAGCUAAGAAGCCGCAUAUCAUGGGAAGCCACCCGUUGGCUCAGGAGGCCAUCAAGCAGGCGGAGUUCACGAGCGCGUAUCACAAGUCGUGGGUGGUCUGGCGCCUGCGCACGGUGCGGAUGAUCACGCAGUCCGAGAAGCGGUUCGAGAUUGACGGGGAGUAUGUGCACAUCAAGCCAACGACGAGGGACUCAAAGACGACGACGGCGCACAUCUCUCAGGUGAUUGGAUGCAAGGUCUCGAGCAAGCAUCCGAACCAGUUCAAGCUUUUCAUAUACAAGGACACGGAGAGCAAGCGCUAUGAUUUCGAAGCGAAAUCAGUCGAAGAGGCUCACGAGAUCGUCAACGAGCUCAAGAAGGGGGUUGCUCAGGUUAUGGGCUGA
This is a messenger RNA of Colletotrichum graminicola M1.001, 2409 nucleotides long. RefSeq names its product stress-activated map kinase-interacting protein. The transcript has 3 exons. Gene Ontology annotation, cellular component: plasma membrane; TORC2 complex; cytoplasm. Gene Ontology annotation, molecular function: phosphatidylinositol-4,5-bisphosphate binding. Gene Ontology annotation, biological process: TORC2 signaling. The record is from RefSeq and is a predicted model, not a curated record. Lineage: Eukaryota; Fungi; Ascomycota; Sordariomycetes; Glomerellales; Glomerellaceae. The coding region runs from base 1 to 2409 and encodes 802 amino acids.